CGGGCUCUCAGCUCUCCAUGUGCGUCGCGUUUUGAUUGACAUGGCGGAGUCUCCCAGUACGCGUCGCGCCGCGCCAGCAGACAGGAGAGCAGAGAGCCGAGCCUGGGAAUAAAAACACGUCUGUCUGAAGAUUCUUUUAUUGCAGCGAGGUAGGGCAGUUCAGUGAAUUUCUCCAUGAAUGUACGUCACAAUGAUGAUGACAGACCAGAUUCCACUGGACUUGGCUCCGCCCCCUCUCCUGAAUGGGGAGGUCCCCCUUCUGCCUCACAUGGUUAACGAUGAUGCGGCACAGCAGGUGAUCCUGGUGCAGGUGAAUCCAGGGGAGACAUUCACUAUCCGGGCAGAGGACGGCUCACUGCAAUGCAUCCAGGGUCCUGCUGAGGUUCCCAUGAUGUCCCCAAAUGGUUCCAUCCCUCCCAUUCACGUCCCCCCUGGAUACAUCUCACAGGUGCUGGAGGACACCACGGGGGUCCGCAGGGUGGUGGUCACCCCCCAGUCUCCAGAGUGCUACCCUCCUUCCUACUCACCAGCUCUGUCCCCCACACACCACCUGCCUCCCUAUCUGACUCACCCACACUUUAUACCCAACUCCCAUUCUUUUUACCCCCCUGUCAGCCCUGGUGAGCUGCCCCCACACCAGUACUACCAGCACCACAUCCCCCCCAUGUAUGGAGACCCAGAAAUAAUCUCAGUUUAUGGGAUGUCCAACUUCUUGGAGUACAGUAAACCACAGCCCAAAAAGAUAAAAGAACCAAGACUAGAGCGACAGAACAGACUGAAUUCUCCUCCAUCAACUCUUUAUAAGGGCAGCCUGGGCCCAGCACACAAUGGAUACAGCAACAAGUCACACGCCCCCUUGUUGGGGUCCGCGGGGACAGGAGGAGGGGGCAGCAGUCCAGGAGGAAAGAAGCCAGAGAGACGACUCCGCAGCAGUCCACGAAACAGUGAACCAGAGACACACUCACAAGAUCACGAUUCAGAGGGGAAACGUGUUCAAGACAUGCUGUCUACAAUCGACAAACCGCAGGUAUCCAAUGUGCAAGCGCGGGCUGCAAGGCUCUCCUGGGCUCCCCCUGUAGGGCUGGUUAACAGGCACAGUAACGGGAUGCCCGUUUCCUGCUCCUACGAGGUUUCGCUCUCAGAUAAGGGACGGGACGGAAAAUACCGCGUCAUAUACAGCGGUGAAGAGUUAGAGUACCACCUGAAAGACUUAAGGCCCGCCACAGACUACCACGUACGGGUCUUAGCGACGUACAACUCAGUUCGAGGGUCAUGUUCAGAGGCUGGAUCAUUCACCACACACUGCAGCGUUCCUGACGUUCCAUUAACCCCAAAACUUUCCCAUCGCACCAAGAGCACCCUGACUCUACAGUGGAAGCCUCCAGGGGACAAUGGAUCCAAAAUCACAAACUACCUUCUGGAGUGGGAUGAGGGAAAGAAGAACAGUGUUUUCAGAGAAUGUUACUUUGGGAGCCAGAGACACUGUAAGCUGACGCGACUGUUUCCAGCCUGUGGCUACACGUUCAGAGUGGCUGCACACAACGACAUUGGCACAAGUGGCUUCAGCACAGAGGUGGUGUUUUAUACGAUGGGAACGCUGCCCCCUCUGCCUCUGGCACCACGGCUGGUCAGGGCAGGAGUCUCUUGGGUGACCUUGGAGUGGGGGCGACCGGAGGGCAGUCCCAGUGAGGAGCAGCUCAAAUACACACUUGAGAUCCAGGAGGACAACAGCGGAACAGACUUUCAUCCAAAGUACACUGGAGAAAACUUGACUUGUACUGUACAAGGCCUGAAGAGGAGUACACAGUAUAAAUUCAGGCUCAUAGCGUCAAACAUGGAGGGGAAAAGCAGUCCCAGUGAAGUGCUGGUCUGCACCACCAACCCUGACAAACCCGGACCACCGUCUACUCCCUGUGUCACCGCAGCCACGCCCAACGGAUUCACCGUCAGAUGGGAUCCUCCACAGGACAAUGGAGGCUCAGACGCUCUGACGUACCUGCUGGAGACCUCAGAGGGCUGCACUGAAGGGAGCCAGUGGGAGGUGGCCUACAGUGGUCCUGCCACAGAAUGCAAGUGUGACAGUCUGUUGCCUGGAACUUUCUACCGCCUACGUGUGUGCAGCAUCACCACAGGGGGGCACAGCCAGUGCACUGUAAGUGUUCCGGUUCGUACACUAAGUGUGCCACCUGGUCCCUGCCAGCCGCCCAGGAUUGUGGGUAAAGCCAAGCACAAGGAAGUACAACUAGAAUGGGACUCUCUUGUCACAGAAGGAGAAAGCGAGGAGUGUGUGUUCAGUCUGGAGAUGAGCGAGGGCGAUGCCACACCUUCAGAGGUGUAUCAAGGGACGGAGUUGCAGUGUACGGUGGGCAGCCUGUUACCUGGUGCCACGUACAGCUUUAGACUGCGGGCCAGCAACGAGGCUGGGUUUGGAGCGUACUCUCACCCCACGGAGGUGACGACAGCAGCUGGACCUCCCGGCCAGUGUGGGGCGCCACUCAUCACUCUGACCAACAACACAUGCGUAACGCUUAACUGGGAGAGUCCCGAGGGUUCGGGUACAGACAUCUCUGAGUAUCGUCUGGAGUGGGCGAGAGAAGAAGAGCCCAUGGAGAUUAUCUACUGUGGAUCAGCCACUCAGUGUGAACUGUCAGACCUGACGCCUGCGACAGCUUACUGCUGCAGACUACAGGCGGUGAACCAGGCCGGUGCCGGUCCCUACAGCCUGCAGCUGAGUUUCCAGACACCUGCGACCACCCCUGACCAGAUCACAUCCCUCAUCUUCCUUGACGUCCCAUCAUCCUCGGAGUUGGGUCACUCCCCCUCUACCUGCCUAUUCCUGAAGUGGGAGGAGCCAAACAGCAAUGGGGCGGACAUCAGCUCCUACGUCAUCACCCUGGACGACCAGACCAUCAAUUUGGAGUCAGUGACGAGUCACCUUAUCACAGGCCUGCAGCCAGACACAGAGUACAGUGUGCAGAUCCAGGCGCUGAAUGCCAUUGGCUCCAGUCCCAUCAGUCCACCCUUGCUGGCGAGGACGCGACCCCUCCCUCCGGCUCCACCCCCUCUGGAGUGCUCGGCGGCCGGACCCCAAAGCCUGAAGCUGAAGUGGGGUGAGAACUUAAGCCACACGAGGGCCCUGCUGGCUGACGACGUGGUCUACACACUACAGAUGGAGGACAAGAACCACAGGUUUGUGACCAUCUACCGUGGGCCCAGCCACACCUACAAGGUCCAGAGACUAACUGAGUCCAGCGGUUACAGCUUCAGAAUACAGGCCAUCAGUGAUGCUGGAGAAGGCCCGUUCUCUGACACCCACACCUUCUGCACCACCAAGUCCGUACCACCUGCCCUCAAAGCUCCCAAAGUGCACCAGCUGGAGGGCAACACGUGUGAGAUCACAUGGGAGACCAUCCCACCAAUGAGAGGGGAUCCUUUGAGCUAUGUGCUCCAGGUGCUGGUGGGACGUGAAUCAGAAUACAAACAGGUUUUUAAGGGAGAGGAUGGUGCUUUCCAGAUCUCCGGCCUCCAGAGCAACACAGACUAUCGGUUCCGCGUGGGUGCCUGCCGCCGCUGCCAGGACACAUGCCAGGAACUCUGCGGACCGCUCAGCCCUUCAUCUCUGUUCACGCUGCGUCGGCAGGAGUCUGCUUCCUCGGGCGAUCUGUGCCCCGUGGACGGUGGCAAAGGGACGGGCCUGAUCUCCAGCGACGAGCGCUUCGCGGCACUGAUUGUGUGCGCGUUUGCAGGCUUCUCCAUCCUCAUCGCCUGCCUGCUGCAGUACUUCUUCAUGAAGUGAGGGAAUUUAACUAAAAAGAAAAGGAUAGAAAGAGAAAAAAGCUAAAUCACAGAGAAACUUUUUAAAAGAAAAAUCUUCUAUGAAAGAACAGAAUGAAAUCAAAAACACUUGAGAUGUACUUCUACGGCUUUGUAUGUUUUGUUUUUUUUUUUAAUUCAGAGUUUAGAUUCAGGCUUCAUUCCUGUCGUCUUCUGCCUUCACUCGGUUCGGUCUCAUUUCUCUCUACGUUUCUGUCGUCUCUGUCUCAUUGUCCAUUGUUUCACUUGAGGAUCUCUGUGGAAGGAAGCCUAGUCUUAGCUGCACCUCCACAGAAUCUGAAAAAAAACAAACUGAUAAUCAAGCCUUAAAAAUAGCUGUGAGCAAAGCAGAUGCUCCUCAGACUGACUUGCAUGUUUCCUUUUUUUUUUUUUUUUCUAUCUUUUUAAAACAUAUUUGAUUAGAGCUCGUGUAUAUUUCUUAAAAGUCAUUGCCUUACGAUAUUUUUUUCCUUGGAAUUUCAAAGUUAUUUUUUUGUUGUUGUUGUUGUUCGGGUUUUUUGCUGCAGUCAUUAUCCAGUCAGCCAUAUUCCAAUGUAUGCCUUCAACGCUCUCGCCGUUCGUACCAUAUAAUUAUUAUUGUUUAUUAUUGUUAUCAUUAUUCAGUUAAUUCAGUUACUUCUCUACAGGUUGUCAGUCAAUUUGUUCAACCUGCAUCCACUAUUACAAUAUAGACUGAUGCACACAUGCAUACAUUUACAGUUACAAACACUCAUGCAAUGACAAUGAGAAAAAAACAAACAAAAAAACACACAUUUCCACCGAAGAAGGCAAUCACUUUAAUCCACUCAGCUUCUUUCUAACAGUCAAUCACUCACUCACUCGUUCAGCUACCAAAGCGAUGCAAUCCAUGUGUGUGGUGUAAGAUGCUGCUAUCCUGUGAUUUUAUUAUAUCUAAGAAAGAAUGGAAAACCAGUAAUCUAAUAUAUAUAUAUAUACACAGUAUGAAUAUAUAUAUAUUAUAGCAAAUAUCUAUGAUGCUCUAGAAGUGAUGUAAUAUAAGUGAUGGCAAUGUAAGGUCUGAAGUGCAGUGUAAAAUUGGUGGAGUUUACUCCAGGUGCUCACAGCAGCAGCAGCUCUGAGGUCAGUUCAGUAGCUCGUGCAACUCUUUGAAGGAGCCCUGAAAUCGCUGAUCCUGAAUCAGUAGGUGAAUGAACACUUGUAGGUAUUCAAAUCUGAGGCCGUGAAUAAAGUACUCAGGCUUUUACACUGUAGGUAAAGCCUGUGCUUGGAUCGUGAUGGGCUGCAACUUACCAGGAAGGACCGUGCCCUUCCCAACUGUACCAUCUCAAAAACUGUUUCUCUCGGGAGAUAUCCGUCAGUUUGUUACACGCAGGCAGUUUUUUUUUUUUUGUGGUGACCGAGUGGUGUCAGUGUAAAGAAGGAAUUUGAUCCAACAUAGUCCAAGUUGCUUUUGCUGAGAGUGUGAGACUGUUACAAAGCAAACGGAAGGUUCAGACACAUGUAUUCCACCUCCUCUCCUUGAAGAAAAAAAA
Molecule: messenger RNA, 5327 nt
Organism: Cynoglossus semilaevis (tongue sole)
Lineage: Eukaryota; Metazoa; Chordata; Actinopteri; Pleuronectiformes; Cynoglossidae
Gene: fndc3ba
Product: fibronectin type III domain containing 3Ba
Exons: 27
Coding region: 179-3796 (1205 amino acids)
Molecular function (GO): protein binding
Source: RefSeq, a predicted model, not a curated record